This is a messenger RNA of Haplochromis burtoni (Burton's mouthbrooder), 3583 nucleotides long. It is a transcript of the gene sdc3, whose product is annotated as syndecan 3. Gene Ontology annotation, biological process: cell migration. The record is from RefSeq and is a predicted model, not a curated record. The coding region runs from base 545 to 1816 and encodes 423 amino acids. The transcript is spliced from 5 exons. Gene Ontology annotation, cellular component: membrane; cell surface. NCBI's taxonomy places the organism in Eukaryota, Metazoa, Chordata, Actinopteri, Cichliformes, Cichlidae.
CAUAUACACACCCCCUCCUCCUGCCAAACUCCCAGGCCAGCGUCGCCAUACGGAACAUCCUGCCCUCAACGGAGAGGGGGAGGAGAGAGAGAGAGAGCCUGAGAGUGUGUGUGUGUUCAGAGAGAGAGAGAGAGAGAGGUAGAGAGAGCUCGUGCGUGUAUUAAGAGAGCGAGAGAGACGAGGUCUGGCUUCUUCUGGUAGUAAAUUAUCAGAUUUCGAGCGCAAAAACUCGCAGAAACAGACAGAUCGGGAGGCAUCGUGGAAAUCUGCUUCAGCGGUGACCGGAACCAGCAGCAGGAGCGCGUGAAGCCUUGGAUUAAAAAGCCCGACUACAAGGACGGAUGGUCGCGCAGACGGGCGGCUCGCUCUGAAGUUGGACAGACUACCGAGGCACCGAGAGCAAGGAGCCGGCGACAGCCAGCAGCAGCUUUUUUUUUCUUUUUUGGGGGUCCCUCCACCUCCCAGAACCCCCCACCCCUCCCACACCGGUAAAGGCAGCAGCAUCGGCGGCGGCACCGGGAGGCUGUGCCCGCGCACCCCGACCAUGGAGCUGCCUUGGCUGCUGGCGCUCACGGCGCUGCUUGCUCACGCCACCACGGGACAGAAGUGGUCGCUGCCUAUCGAUGACGAAGGGUCGGCGAGAGAUGAAUUUUACGACGACGAGGAUCUCUACUCGGGCUCUGGCUCUGGCUUUCCUGAGAUCGGUAUGAGGCCAACAUCAGUAGCUGUCACGUUCACCACAGAGGAACCCCUACUUCUCUCCACCACCCAAGCAACCGACCUCGCUCCCUCUGCACCGCCUGCAGCAGAGCCUAGCCCCAACCCAGAGGACCCGACGACCACCCCUCUUCUCACUGAAGCUGAGGGAGAGAGCGGCGUGUUCUUGGAUAGGGACCUGGAGAGGGAGAGGGAGCUGGAGCGGGAGCUGGAGCUGGAAAAGGAGAGGGAGAGAGAAAGGGAGAGGGAAAGGGAGCGUGUCCGAGAGAUGGAGCGAGAGAAGGAGAGGGAGAGAGAGAGGGAGAGGGAGAGAGAGCGAGAGAGGGAGAGAGAGAGGGAACGUGAGAGAGAGCUGGAGAGAAUCCGGGCCGCCGCCAAGACCACUGCCGCGCCCCGGUCCCCUGCUGCCGUUCCUAUGUUCACCACCAAUCCUGCAGCCAGUCCUGCUGAAAGUGCAGCGCCCUCUGCUGGUUCAGAUGACCUGAGCGCCACAGAAGAAGAGGAAGACAUCUACCUUUCGCCAGAGCCCAGCUUGCUUUACCCAGGAUUCACUGAUGUAACCACUACAGAAGAAGACAUGUCCAUCACACCAGAGUCAACCCCUGAGCCCAGCACAGCUGCAACAACCACUGCUACCACUGUCAAGACCAGGACCCCCUUCAGGCCCAGGGUUCCCAUGAUGACAACGACUCAGGCGGUGCCAACAGAGAGGACGACCCGCCCACAGCAGCCCACAACAACACAGGAGGGCACCAACGAAGUGGGUGCUGCAGGACCAAGUGGAGAUUAUGAAAUCAUGGAUGGACGCCGCAAUAAUCUUGGCAGCGAAAUGGCGGGUGGACCUGAUCUUAUGGGCAACUCUGUGGACGGAGGCAGCUCCGCGGCCCAGCUGCCGCAGAAGAACAUCCUGGAGAGAAAAGAGGUCUUGAUAGCGGUGAUAGUGGGAGGCGUGGUGGGCGCCCUGUUCGCUGCCUUCCUGGUGAUGCUGCUGGUGUACAGGAUGAAGAAGAAGGACGAGGGCAGCUACACGCUGGAGGAACCCAAACAGGCCACCGUCACCUACCAGAAACCGGACAAGCAGGAGGAGUUUUAUGCAUAACACUGACACGCCAGAGAGACACGCCGCACACCGGGAAGGGAGAAAGAGCGAGCAAGAGAAGAGCGAAAGAUACUCUAUAAGUCCUGCCCUUCCUUCUCCUCCUCCUCCAUCCUUCCUACUCCUCUUCUUCUCCCCCCACCCUCCUUAUCUGCUCGGGUCUCCUCAUCCCUCUCUCCUCCCGUCUCCAUACUUGAGAGCGCCUUUCUCUCUGCGGACUUGGAACCUUCUUUUCAAAGAAAACGAGAAAAAAAGAGGACAAAAAAAGGAAAAAAAAAAUCCAAAUAUAUUCAGAAAAAAAAUAACACGUACACGCGAGAUGUUUUUAAAGUAAAUGUUGUUAUUAAUAUUCUACAGAUUCUCUUGUUCUGUAUGUAAUGAUAUGAUUAUUUUGUAAGAAAACAAACAAAACAAAACACAUGCUCUUGCAACCUGUGUUUUCCAGCACACACACACACACACAAAAAGAGCGAGAGAGAGAGAGAGAGAGAUCCUCUUCUGUUUUUAACGGAGCAAAUCUGAAAAAAAGGCCUGAAAGGGGAGAGGAGAGGGGUGGAGACGGGUGGAGUGAGCCUAUGGACAGACUAACUAUUAGAUCGGGCUCUACUCUGCCUCUCACCACCACCACCCCCACUCUACACAUACACUUAAAAAAAAAGAAAAAAAAAGAAAGAAAAACAAACCAUACAGAGCGUCUGGUUGGCCGCACAGAGCCCGGGGUCAAAGGUGAGAGGAAAGGUCUCUUUUGUGUGCCUUCCGUCAAUCUGGUGCUCAAAGACACACAAACGCACGUCCACAAAGCCACGCAUAAACACACGCUAACACACACAUACGCGCGCGCACACCCACUCGUAUCUGCUCGAAGGUGGCGCUGACCUCUCGCUCUGUGCUCGGCCAACCAGAAAACGGUGCUCAGUGCUCGGCGUGUUUCACAACGUCAAGGAGCCGCUGUGGAGACACCGGCAGGCCCCCCUCCCUCUGCUCCUCUAAGCUGUAUAAAGACUAGUUAUGGAUAGUAAUAAUAAUCAAUAAUAUAUCAAUGUUCUUGGGCUGGAUGGUGAACAAUAAUAAUAAUGAUGAUGAUGAUGAUAAUAAUGCCGUAAUAAUAAUAAUAAACAGGAGGAUGUGUAUUUAGCAGUUUAAAAAAAGAAAAAAGUUUAUAUGUAAAUAUCAGCGUAUCCUUUCUGGCGUCACUAACCAUCUGCAUGACCAUGAAGAGUUUUUAUCCAUCACAUCACGUCAUCCCUUUAGAUGAGCUGUGCUCUUGUCACACACACACGUACGCAUGCACACACACACCAAACACACAACAGCUGAAAUAAAACUCGCAGCGCACUGAAACACACCGCGCCGACGUUAAGUAGACUGUAAAUCAUAUCACACGAGCGCAUAUCGAACCCCUCGUCGCCGUCAUCGCCAUCAUCAUCGUCGUCAUAGUGAUAGUCAUCACUUGUGAUUUCCAGCAAGAUCAGGUGGUUUCAAUGUUAUUGGUUAGUUAUCGAUCAGUUGCCGGUUGGUUUAGAGUUUGGUCUGUUUGUGUAAAAGCACAACUCCACGUCUGGCCAUCAUCCGAUAAACGCCCUCCACCCCACCCCUCUCACACACACAUACACACACAGCCAUAAACGCACACACCCUUUUGCAUGCCUCACCUUAUGAUUUUUUUUUUCUUUCUUCCAUCAUUGUCUCUCUGUUUGGGGAUGGGAGGGGCCUCUUGGAAGUGUGAGGGGCUUUAAUGAAAUUUAAAAAAAAAAAAAGUUGCUCCCACGU